UGUAUUUACCCUAUUUUUGCUUUCUAGAGUAAUAAAUAAUAAUGGGAGGAAUGGAAUCUAUACCUCUGCCAAAUCUUCCAUUUGCUAACAAUUACACGUGUAUAGCUAUUAGCAAUUACUGUGCGUUAUAUCUUUUGUAUCCAGAUCAAGAACAAAUUAAAGUUGUCCGGGAUGCAAUAAAACAAUACUGGCAGGAAGGAAUCGUCGACGAGAAGAUCAAACUGACGAGUGAGGGCGACUUCCCAAAAUGUUAUCAAUUUGUUUUAUCAGGGGCACCCUUUCGAAAAGGCAAGGAACGAUACGAAACUGUCAGAAUGAGACUAAUGAGUACAAAAAUAUUGCAGAGUAUGAGUCAUCUUGGAUGGAAGUUGUUGAUAUCUUCUGAUCUCAGCCGAGUGUAUGAUCAGACAACAUGGAUUUUCAAACGAACCACCAUCGAAGAGCCUCCUCCCAGAUUCUUCAAUAUUGGAAUAUCAUCCUCUGGAACACUUCAGAUUAACAAUGGCACUGAGGAAUUAUGCAGCGUCAUUAGACAUGCUGUAAUGCAAACUUGGGUUGGGGGUAUAGUAAGUGACGAUCAAAUAAGCAGAUCUUGUUACGAGAUCGCUUUAAAAGGCGCACCGUGGUGUGCCACCGGUAACAGUGAAAACUGUGCAGCCAAACUUAUGGUGAAGACAAUCAUACAAUCAUUAGCAAAUAAAAAAAUGUUGUUGUAUGGGAAUAGCAAUUUAAAGGACACUGCUGACACCUUGUUUUUCCAAUACGAUGCUGGUAAUUCAAAUCACAACGAAAAGUAUUUAAUGCUAAGUUUACACGGCACGGACUCUUUACGAUUGAUACCAGCACCACAACAUUUGUGUGACGUUGUUCAGCGCAUUCUACGUCAUUCAUCUGCAUUUGAUUUGAGAAAAGCCGUUAGAUUGUCUCCGCAUUGCUUUGAAUUUAAAAGCUAUGGCAACUUGUGGAAUACUAUAGGAACGGAAGCCAUCAUAGCUAGAACCCUAAUACUUCAUAUUAUGAAGGAUAUGUUGUUGCACGGUUAUUUAAUUUGCACUGGGAUCGAUUUAUCUCGCAAUAAAAGUGAAAAAGAUGUGUUAUUGUUCAGAAAAGUAGCGCCCUUAGAUACAAACUUCUUUUGUUUGGCGCCUAAGAAGAUGAGCACGCUGCUAUUUUUGAAUGCACCCCCAGAAAUUAUUCAGGCUGGUAGACAAGUGAUACAAGAAUCAUAUUUCACACCCGUGGAUGAAUUUGAACACAACAAUGUGUAUUCGGUGGAGUUCGAUGGCUGUGCAUGGCAAUCUAUGCGUUAUGGUCAUGGAAUACAUGGUAGAGUUUUGCUUCUGUGGCUUAUACACACUUUUUCGACACUUGGGUGGAGAUUGGUUUGUUCGAUGAACGCAACAGCACGUUGUGAUAAUCAAAAUAAGACAUUGACAGACGUACAUAGUCUGUAUUUUAUGUACGAUGCAACAAUGUUGACUGAGAAUGCGACUGCGUCACCAGAAACGGAAAGUGGUGCAUUUAAUCAGGCUUCGGCUCCACCAUUGCUUACACAUACUGGCCCACCUUCGUAUGCAUCGGUGAAGAAUGACAUUGAGGAACCUCCGCCAAGUUAUGAGGAAGUGACUGCAAAUCAAUCGUCGUGUUUUUAAUUUAUUUAAUAAUAGUUUGCUGGCCUACUUAGUAAACAUGUUUUUUUUAUAUAUAAUUCAUUUUUGACGGUUAUUACUGUGAGUCAUCAUGGACCGUUUAAAUACUGAUUUUAUAAACCUGCAAGUUUUUAUGCGGGUUGUAACUGUCUGCAGGACAAAAACCGUAUUUAUUUAGUACCUUGUUUAAAAGAUGUCUUAUUUAUGAAAAUAUUUUUUGUGACAAGAAUAUCUUCUUUCAUGGUGUUCGUAAUUUUGAUUCUUGCUCAGAAUCACGGAAAUAUCUGUGACACAAGUGAGGUUUAAUACCUCACUUGUGUCACAGUUUCUUUUAAAACAGAUUCUGACAAAAGAUACUAAAAUAAAAAAAAUUAUUUGGUAGAGAUGCAGUAAAGCAAGUCAAUGUUUUGAUUUAGUCCCUUUAGUCUUACCGUUUAGAUAUAAUAUAUAAAUUUUAACUAUAUUAAAAAUAAUAUGACAUUAUAUCAGGGCAAAGCAAAACUCAGCUGUUUUUUCGGGGAAUUUCCACAACUUUCUUUAUUAAACAAUAGACGUUACCCACAACAGCAAAAUGGCAGACAUAGGCGAGCAACCACGAGGUAGACCAGCUCUGUUUACAAGUAAAAUGAUUAUAAACAGAGCUGGUCAUUAUAACUUUUUAUUCAUUCAUAAGUAAAUUACAUUUAUGUUUAGUAUAGCCUUGUGUAUCAAUAUAACUUCCUAAGGUAAACAUGUAAAAUCACAGGAUAGCUACAUAAAUCAAAUAUUUCAUAACUUUGAAGCUUAAAAUUUAUUUCUUAAACUUAUUGUAAAUAUAUUCUAUAUACAAAGUUAUGUUAUGUUAGUAAUGUGGUGUCCUAUCCAUCCUGCCUCGUGAUUUGCAUACAACAUGCUGCUAUUUUUAAAAUUAUAAUGCUUGCCCCAGAUUACAAAUUUGUCUGUUUUUAUAACUAAUUAAUUUAAUUUUUGCUAGUCUACAUGACCUUUGUCAUUAUGAAAUAUUUUUGAUGUCAAUUUGAAUGCAUAGAAACGAGUGGUCGUGUCACAGGUGUUUUCUUGUGAAUGGUUAUUAGGGACAUCUUUAUCCAUUUUCUUAAACGAGAAUGUCAAGUGUUUCUCUAUAGCUAUACCGUUAGAGAAUAAUCAUUUUUAAAGCAACUAGGCUGCUUUUAAUUUUGUUUAUUUUUUUGUUCAAAAAAAAGUUAUUUUUAUUAAGUUCUUCCCUCUUUUUUAGUAGAUCAUAUAAAAAGUUUUGCCAAGCGAAGCAAUUGAAUCACCUAGAGAAUGUCUUAAAUGUGUUGAGCUGCUAUUCGUUGUAACACAUUGCAUUUUACCUUUGCGUCAGAAAUUAACUACAUCAGAACAUUUUUAAUUUGUUCUUUUUUUUGUAUAGUAUUAAGAUUUUUUUAUAGUUAUCAUUCAAUUUUUAUUUCAAAGACGGAUUUAUGAUAAUGAAAAUACUUCCUUUA
Molecule: messenger RNA, 3118 nt
Organism: Hydractinia symbiolongicarpus
Lineage: Eukaryota; Metazoa; Cnidaria; Hydrozoa; Anthoathecata; Hydractiniidae
Exons: 9
Coding region: 42-1652 (536 amino acids)
Source: RefSeq, a predicted model, not a curated record